AUGCCACCUAAGAAAUCUAAAGCUAAAGACAGUGUCAAGGAUGCCGUUUCCGAAUUGAGCAAAAGUAAAGUCAAGAAGCCCACUAGUGCUGGUUCGAGACCAGGCUCAAGCAAAUCACCUACUAUACUUACGGAAGACGUGAUUUCAACAACAGAUAUUGGAACGCUUAUCGAUUUGGUCAAUGAAAAUGUACAUACCAAUGCCGAUAUAAUUCACAACAAGUAUAAGGAUUUGGCCGAGGAGCAGAUGUCACAAGAUCACCUACUAAUUCAAGAACUACGAGAAGAGAAUGAGAGGUUGACACAGCGAUUGUCGGAGUCCUCCAGCAAUGCUGAAUUCACAUCGCCGAUUAGGAAGAAAAAGAUCAAGCAAGACGAUUUCGAAAAGGAGAGGGAGCAUAUAUGUUUCACACUAGACCUUUUGGAGUUACUCACGGGGAUCAAAGUUACCAACUUCGAAGAGUCGCCAACGCGGUAUACUUUUGAUAUCAAACAGACGUCUUCCAAUAAGGAGUUGUUUAUUGAGUACCUGCUUAUAUUGUCCAAAGUCGACUCGUCGCAGAUCAACUAUGUACCGACGUUUUUGGAAGACGAUGGCACAAGAGACUCGGCAUAUAAAGCAAACCAAAAGAACUUGGUAAAGGUUCUACCGGAUUAUCUAUGUGAAUAUUUAUCGUUCCCUUUCAACACGCUAGCGCAGUUUUAUGGAAAAGUCAACAAAGCUUUAAAUAGAAAAUAG
Molecule: messenger RNA, 738 nt
Organism: Lodderomyces elongisporus
Lineage: Eukaryota; Fungi; Ascomycota; Pichiomycetes; Serinales; Debaryomycetaceae
Gene: CSM1
Exons: 1
Coding region: 1-738 (245 amino acids)
Biological process (GO): attachment of mitotic spindle microtubules to kinetochore; meiotic sister chromatid segregation
Cellular component (GO): nucleolus; chromosome, centromeric core domain; monopolin complex
Molecular function (GO): microtubule site clamp; protein binding
Source: RefSeq, a predicted model, not a curated record